AUGUUGAGACCUGUAGCAAUCGCCCUGACUCUUAUUGGAGCUGUCUCUGCCCAGUCCCCUGAUGCAGACGGGCGAUACACGAUUCGUGCCAACGGCAUCAAAGCGCAGUUUAUCCCCUACGGUGCGACUUUGACCAAUUUGUUCGUCAAGGACAAGGAUGGGAAUGACGUAGAUGUUGUCCUUGGAUAUGAUGAUGCCGACUUCUACCCUGUUGACCCAUCUCAUCCUGUGUAUAAUGCCAUCCCCGGGCGCUAUGUGAACCGGAUAAGCAACGCCUCAUACACAAUCGGCGACGAGACCUUCCACACCGAAAAGAAUGACGGGGAGAACACCUUACACAGCGGCACAAAUAAUUGGUCAUUCCGAACGUGGGACGUGACCAGAUUCACCAAAGAUUCAAUCACGUUCUCGAUACUCGACAAAUCCAACUCCUCCCAGGGAAUGAUUGGUGAUGUCUACUCCAAGGUGACGUACAGCGUCAAGGACUCUGUGUGGAAGAUCACCAUGGAGGCCAUCUCUCCGCAGGCACUGACCCCCGUCAUGUUGACGCAGCAUACUUAUUUCAACCUGGAUGCAUACAAGGACCCUGACACAGAGAAGAUCUGGAACCACACAUUGUACAUGCCAUACUCGCAACGCUAUCUCGUCAACUCAGACUCGGCCAUCCCCACAGGCGAAAUCGGGGUCGCGGAACCGGGAAGCAUCGAUGAUUUCGCCAGUGAGCCGGGCAUUGAAUUGGGCCAUGCUUCAGACGAUCCCGCAUUUUCCGGACACUGCGGAGCGGGUGGCCAGUGUGAAGGCUACAACGGCUACUUCCUCAUCGAGGACGCACCCAAGGACGCCGUCGUCGUGUCCCUCGGGAGCCACUUCUCAGGAAUCAAGGCCGACCUUAGAACUGAUCAGCCGGGCGUUCAGGUCUAUACUUGCAACUGGUUCGGCGGCACGACAGAUCUGAAGAGCACGCAGGGUCUCGAGGACAGGACUACAGUUGGUCGGAGCUCCUGCGUAGCAAUCGAAGCACACGAUUACCCAGACGGCAUCAACCAUCCGGAGUGGGAUAGAAAGGACUACCAACUCACCGGGCCCGGAGAAACCUACAAAUGGUCAAGUUCGUGGACAUUUGGCCUCUUAUAA
Molecule: messenger RNA, 1134 nt
Organism: Clonostachys rhizophaga
Lineage: Eukaryota; Fungi; Ascomycota; Sordariomycetes; Hypocreales; Bionectriaceae
Source: the annotation of a GenBank genome assembly